AUGUCAGAACCAGUUCUAUUUGAAUCGUUACUUAAGACAGAAGAUUUUGAAGGUUAUGAAGAUGCUGAAAAAUACAAGACUUUUUUACCAAAAUUAGAAGCAUAUAGACAAAAAUUAAAAGACGGAAUUUUAAAAGAAUAUACAGUAGAUUUACCAAAACCAAUUGAAGAAUUAAUUGAUGAACAAUUUAAUGCUAAAAAGUUUUUAUAUGAAUCAAAUGUUUUAACAAAAAAAGAAUUAGAAAUUACUGAUUCUAAAGGUACAAAAAUUGUAAAAGAAAUUGCAAAUGGUAAUUGGAGUAGUGUCGAAGUAUUUAAAGCUUUUGCUCAUAGAGCUAUAAUUGCACAUCAAUUAACUAAUUGUGCUCUUGAUUUAUUUAUUGAUGAAGGUUUGAAAAGAGCUCAAGAAUUGGAUGAUUAUUAUGCUAAACAUGGAAAAACAAUAGGUCCAUUACAUGGUUUACCUGUUUCAUUAAAAGAACAUUAUGAUUUUAAAGGAAGAGUUACUCAUGGUUGUUAUGUACAAUUUAUAGAUAAUAUACCUAAAGAACAUGGUGCUACUAUACAAGUAUUAGAAAAUUUAGGUGCUGUAUUUUUUAUAAGAACUUCACAACCACAAACAUUAAUGCAUUUAUGUGGUAAUAAUAAUUUUAAUGGUACUACAAGAUGUCCUUACAAUUUAUUAUUAUCAAGUGGUGGUUCAUCAUCAGGCGAAGGUGCAUUGGUUACAUUGGGUGGUUCUGUAUUUGGUAUUGGUUCAGAUAUUGGUGGAUCUAUUAGAUCACCUGCAGCAUUUUCUGGUUGUAUAGGGUUCAGACCAAGUAAUUAUAGAGUUUCAAUCAAAGGUUGUGUUGGUGCUGGUGCAGGUCAAGAAUCAGUUGUUGUUGUCUUUGGUCCAUUAGCAAGAUCUGUUGAUGAUGUUGAAUUGAUGAUGAAAAAUUACGUAAAUGAAGGAAAACCAUGGGACUUAGAUCAAGCUAUGCCUCGUUUACUUUGGAAAGAUGUUUCAAAACCAAAACCAGAAGAUUUAACAGUAGCUGUUAUUAGAGAUGAUGGAUUGGUUAGAGUUUCCCCACCAGUUAGACGUGGUAUAGAAGAGACUGUUAAAAAAUUAAAAGCAGCUGGCGUUAAGGUAAUUGAAUUCACACCUCCUCAUACAAAAUUAGCUUAUGAUACAAUUAAUAAAAUGUAUGCUAGUGAUGGUAAUAAGAAUCAAAGAGAUUUUUUAAGAGAAUCUGGAGAACCAUUAACUAAAUUAUCUAAAUGGUGUUUAAAUUACGGUGAAGGUAAAAGACAUUUAUCAAGUGCUGAAAAUAGAAAAUUAAAUUAUGAUAGAGAUUUUUUAAGAAAUGAAUAUCAUGAUUUUUUUGUUAAAAAUAAAGUUGAUUUGAUAUUAACACCAGCUUAUAAUAAUGUUGCUCCACAUCAAGAAGAAGUAUAUAAUUGGUCAUAUACUUCAUUAUAUAAUGUAUUAGAUUUACCAACAUUGGCUUUCCAAACUGGAUUAUUCCAAGAUCCAAAGAUUGAUGUAUGGACAGAAGAUGAUAAGAAAUAUGAGUACAGAUCAGAUUUGGAAAGAUUAGAGAAUGAAAAUUAUAAACCAGAUGAAUUUAUAGGUGCUCCAAUUGGUUUACAAUUAAGUGCAAGAAGAUUCCAUGAUGAAGAAUUGAUUGCUGCUUCAAAGACAAUUAUUGAUGAUAUUUUAAAAGUAGAUUUGCUUAGACCUUGA
Lodderomyces pseudojiufengensis is the source of this 1728-nucleotide messenger RNA. RefSeq lists its product as uncharacterized. The coding region runs from base 1 to 1728 and encodes 575 amino acids. The record is from RefSeq and is a predicted model, not a curated record. Lineage: Eukaryota; Fungi; Ascomycota; Pichiomycetes; Serinales; Debaryomycetaceae. The transcript has a single exon.